GAAUAGGAUGAUGAAGAACUGGGGUGUGAUUGGAGGCAUCGCAGCUGCAAUGGCGGUGGGCGUGUACGUGCUGUGGGGUCCGAGCACAGACAGGAAGAAGAGGAGGAAAGAACCAGCAUUAACUUCUUCAGCAAUUUGAGCAACAGUAGCUCGUCUGUAGCUCGUCAAUAACAGUAGCUCGUCUGUUGGAUUGGAUCACACGGGCCAGCCUUCGCUCCCCAUGUGCAUCAGUGAGACUUGGCUGUCCAUGACCCUGUCACCAGUUCACCAUUGUUCCUUGUUUGGACCACUUUUGAUAGAUACUGACCACUGCAGACCGGGAACACCCCACAAGAGCUGCAGUUUUGGAGAUUCUCUGAUCCAGUGGUCUAGCCAUCACAAUUUGGCCCUUUGUCAAACUCUCUCAAAUCCUUACACUUGUCCAUUUUUCCUGCUUCUAACACAUCAACUUUGAGGACAAAAUGUUGACUUGCUGCCUAAUAUAUCCCACCCACUAACAGGUGCCAUGAUGAGGAGAUCAUCAGUGAUAUUCACGGCACCUCUCAGUGGUCAUAAUGUUAUGGUUGAUCGGUGCAUGGUCCCGGGGUUGUUGAACCUAGGAAACACAUGCUUCCUGAACGCACUGCUGCAGGGUCUGGCCACAUGUCCUUCUCUCAUCAGCUGGCUCCAGGACUUUACCACCCACAGCCGCUCCCAUCUCUCAGGCACAGGCACACAGACAGAUGUGCAGACAGAUGUGCAGACAGAUGUGCAGACAGAUGUGCAGACAGAUGUGCAGACAGAUGCAAAGACAGAUGUGCAGACAGAUGUGCAGACAGAUGCAAAGACAGAUGCAAAGACAGAUGCAAAGACAGAUGCAAAGACAGAUGCAAAGACAGACGUGCAGACAGGUACGCCGCUGGACAUACGGGUUUCCAAAACACUGUUGCAGCUGCUUACAGCUCUGUCCAGUCCCGAUCCCGGAGAGGAUGAUGUUUUGGAUGCAGGAUGUCUGUUAGAAGCUCUUCGUCUGUACAGAUGGCACAUCAGCUCCUUUGAGGAGCAGGACGCUCACGAGCUUUUCCAUGUCCUCACGUCGUCUCUGGAGGAGGAGCGUGAGCGGCAGCCCAGAGUCACUCACCUGUUUGACAUGGAGACGCUGGAGAAAUCAGCAGAAACGAGCGAAAACUCCAUUAGCUGUUGGAGUCGAGGGCCUCUGCAUCCCAUUCCAAACCUGUGGAGGACGCAGCACCCUUUCCACGGACGUCUGACCAGCUACAUGGCCUGCAAACGCUGCGAGCGCCAGAGUCCAGUGCGUUAUGAUUCAUUCGACAGCCUCUCGCUGUCCAUUCCUUCCGUUCAGUGGGGUCGGCCAGUUACUCUGGAUCAGUGUCUUCAGCAUUUCAUCUCUUCAGAAACAAUUAAAGAGGUGGAGUGUGAGAACUGCACAAAGAAACAGGCUGAGUCUGGGGACAGUCAGGUCCUGGAGAGCCAGAGGACGACCUUCGUAAAGCAGCUUAAACUCGGAAAGCUCCCUCAGUGUUUGUGUAUUCACCUGCAAAGACUCACCUGGUCUCCAGAGGGCGCUCCCAUUAAGAGACACGAGCAUGUUCAGUUCUCCGAGUACCUCAGCAUGGACCGCUAUAAACACAGCAGUGCUGCACAGACACUACAGAAGCCCAGCAAGGCCAAAAAACCCGCAACAGAAGAGCCAAGCAAUCAAACCGUCGCCAAUGGAGUUGACCCAGAGCACCACAACAACAACAAGCCCCAUUCAAACGGCAGCAUCUCCUCUGUGUUUCUCCGUCCAGCAUCUCUUGGCCCUCAGCUCGACCUCACACACGACUUCAGCUCGUCAGAGUAUCUGUUCCGGCUGACGGCGGUGCUCGUGCACCACGGCGACACACACUCCGGUCACUUCGUCACGUACCGGCGCGGUCCGGCGUCGUUCAGCAGCCCGCAGUGGCUGUGGGUUUCAGACGAGUCAGUGCGCAAGGCCAGCCUGCAGGAAGUCCUCUCCUCCAGCGCGUACCUGCUGUUCUACGAACGAGUGCGCAAGUGAACCAGGACACCAGAUCUGGGCUGCAGGUCUACAGAGAACUGAGUGUUUAAUAUUAGACCAAGCGUGUAGCUGAUCCAUACAACAGAGCUCUACCUGAAACUCAGAGCGUGUAGGCUGGAUGAAGCCGAGUUGUAAAAGAGGUUCACGCUCAUGCUUAUUGAGUACAAUAAAACGGUUUAGUUAAGGGUUCUUCUAGGAGAAGCAGCUUAUACACCUACUCAGUCAUGCAGUUAUCCAAACAGCCAAUGACACAGAUACACGUCAAGAUCUCCAUGUGUUAAGGCUCACAUCAAACAAAGGUAUGGGUGAGCUCAGUGACGUUUCUAUAAGUUUCUAUAUUCACUGUAGCCUCAGAUUCCUGUUCAUCACUGGUAUCGGUGAAAUUCGAUGUGCUCCUCUGCUGGGGUAGUUCAUCCGCCCCAAGGUCCGAUGACCUCAGAGAUGUUUUUUUGCUCAGCAAGAGUGUGUUCUUGUCAACUCAGAUCAGUCUGUUGGGAGUGAACAGCCCAGUUAAUGAAAUACUUGAACUAGCUAUACAACUAGCCAACAAUGCCAAAGUCACUAAGAUCACACUUUUCCCCUGUUCCUAUGUUGAUGUGAAGAGCCUUUAUUUGCAGGAUUUUUUGUUGUUACAUUGCGCUGAUGGGAAUGGAUAAGGGUAGGAUUUAAGAAUCUUGAUACUAAAAUAAGCUUUUUGUUUUCCCUGAAGUACCUCAAAGGAAGAUUGUUGAUCUAGAAUCAGCACUGAAAGACUACCACUGAUCCUGGAGCAGUGCUUCUUUUAAACAGGUUUAUGGCAUUUUCACUGCAGUGUUCUUGGGAUGGUUAAAGGGUUCUAGCUUUCUAAAGCGUCUUUACUCGGACCCGAUGGCCAAAAGAAAAAAAAAACAAAACACUUUUUUUAGGAGGGGAAAAAAAAACAUAUUUUUUUUCCAAAUCCUGGUUUUUUUGUAAAUGUAUUGUUUUCUAUGUGUGUUCUGCCUCAAGUCUCCUCUUUCAGUCUGGGUGUGCUGAAAGCAUUGUACUUUGAUACAAAUACAGGAAGGAGAAUGUUUUUAAACUUUACAUUACACUCUUAUUAAAAAAAAACAAAAAGAAGAAAAAAAA
Molecule: messenger RNA, 3148 nt
Organism: Hemibagrus wyckioides
Lineage: Eukaryota; Metazoa; Chordata; Actinopteri; Siluriformes; Bagridae
Product: ubiquitin carboxyl-terminal hydrolase 30-like
Exons: 13
Coding region: 506-2041 (511 amino acids)
Biological process (GO): protein deubiquitination
Cellular component (GO): nucleus; cytosol
Molecular function (GO): cysteine-type endopeptidase activity; cysteine-type deubiquitinase activity
Source: RefSeq, a predicted model, not a curated record